Messenger RNA from Phymastichus coffea, 1439 nucleotides. It is a transcript of the gene tsr, whose product is annotated as cofilin/actin-depolymerizing factor homolog. The transcript has 3 exons. Gene Ontology annotation, molecular function: actin filament binding. The coding region runs from base 236 to 682 and encodes 148 amino acids. The record is from RefSeq and is a predicted model, not a curated record. NCBI's taxonomy places the organism in Eukaryota, Metazoa, Arthropoda, Insecta, Hymenoptera, Eulophidae. Gene Ontology annotation, cellular component: actin cortical patch; cytoplasm; actin cytoskeleton. Gene Ontology annotation, biological process: actin filament fragmentation; actin filament severing; cell motility.
GAACUGAUCUGUUCUCUCUCGGCAGCCGCGAGUCUGAUCGGUUGGUGUGGUGUGAGAGCAGAUAGUGCCGCGCGCAGAGAAAGAGAGAGAGAGAGGAGAGACUUUAAGCCGCUCUGCUCUUCGUUUCGAGUUUUCAGUGUUCUGUGUGUGUUUUUGCAGCGAGCUCCGUCGAGUUUGUUCUUCGCCGGCUUUCAUCUUAACGAACUUGCAGAGCAGAUAGUACCAGCAGCUCAACAUGGCGUCCGGAGUAACCGUUGCGGAUAUCUGCAAGACGACGUACGAGGAGAUCAAGAAAGAUAAAAAGCAUCGAUACGUUAUCUUCUACAUCAAAGAUGAGAAGCAGAUCGACGUCGAGGUCAUCGGGCCCCGUGACGCUUCCUAUGACCAGUUCCUCGAGGAUCUGCAAAAGGGCGGUGCUGGCGAAUGCCGCUACGGCCUCUUUGACUUUGAGUACACUCAUCAAUGCCAGGGUACCUCCGAGGCUUCCAAGAAACAAAAGUUGUUCCUGAUGUCGUGGUGCCCAGACACAGCCAAGGUCAAGAAGAAGAUGUUGUACUCGAGUUCGUUCGACGCCUUGAAGAAGUCCCUGGUGGGCGUGCAAAAGUACAUUCAGGCGACCGACCUUUCGGAGGCCUCCGAAGAAGCCGUCGAAGAGAAACUCCGAGCCACGGACAGGAACUAAUAAGCGAGAUAUCACCACCGCAAUAACAACAAUCAAUCAACAACAGCAACACUCAAUAUACAUUGCAACCAAUUUGAUAAAUAUAAUCAUUAAAAGAUUUUCAACACUAAAGGGGCUAUAAUGCACAAACUAUCCCCUUCCUCAGACAAACAAACAAAACAAAACAAAAACGAAUUGAAAAAAAAGAAAAUGUUUCUGUACCAUUUCAUAUGAGAGUUCGUGUUUUUACAUGUUUUUCACUUUUGGAAAACGUUUAUAUCUCAAUAAACUAAGGGAGGGAGUACGUCGUGUACGUUUGCGGAUGAGAUAUAUUAUUAAUGAAGUAAUGCAGUCACAUUUGUAUUGCUCAUCGCUACUCGUGUCAAACUUAAGUUUUAAUCAAUAUAUUGCUAAUCUAAUGUAAUAAUAAGAACUACAAAAAAUGAUUGUAAUAACAGCGUACGAAUGAUACAUAAUCUGUUGAGAUUUGUAGAGAAAAAGAACAAAGCGAAACAAUUGAUUUUUUAUCACUGGCUGUACAAUGUUUAAAUUUACAACAAAAUCCAAUUUCAUUAUUAUUUUUUGACGCGUGUUUGUCGGUGUUGGUGCGAUUUCCUCGUCAUAACCGCUCAAAGUAACUGCUAAGCCUGAACUUAUCGGCUAUUUUUUCAAGUACGUGCGUAUUUGAAGGUAACUGAAGUAAAAAAGAAUGUAGACGGCUUUUAUCAUUUAAAUAUCAAUAAUGAAAUAUUUCCUUCCUAAUUUUGUGAAAUUUUGA